Molecule: messenger RNA, 7955 nt
Organism: Armigeres subalbatus
Lineage: Eukaryota; Metazoa; Arthropoda; Insecta; Diptera; Culicidae
Product: serine/threonine-protein kinase ATR-like
Exons: 8
Coding region: 99-7874 (2591 amino acids)
Biological process (GO): protein phosphorylation; telomere maintenance; DNA damage checkpoint signaling
Cellular component (GO): nucleus
Molecular function (GO): protein binding; protein serine/threonine kinase activity
Source: RefSeq, a predicted model, not a curated record
ACUUGUGUUUUCAGUAUUCAUGUUCGAUUAUUAUUUUUUUUGUAAAAUAAUAUAAGAACUACUCAGUAUUCGUACAAAAUUGAAAACAUUUAAUUACUAUGGAUGACGAACCAUCCAUGGCGGCGUCGCCCAGCUGCAGUGCGCCGGAGCAGCAGGAGCGCGACAAGUCGAGUGCUGUGUGGGAAACACUGAUAACGACUCUGAUCGACAAGGUAAACAAACGUAGCUCAUAUUUGGAGAAGAUUCUGGACAUGAUCCGCCGGGAUCUAACCUACGAUAAUCCGGGAUUGUUUCCAUCUUCUCUCCUGAGUACACCCGACGAAAGGGAUCCAGUGCAGGCGUGCAAUUUUUGGUUGCUCAACCAUUUGCUCCACAUCGGUUCAAUUGAGGAGUUCUGCAACAUAAAGAAAAGUGUCAUCGAGCUUCAAAAAGCAAUUCUUUCGGCAAGCUUCGUCAAGCAGUCGUGGUUCUUGUACGAAGCAGCUAAUAAAUAUAUGGACAUACUAGAAGAACUGAACGCUUUCAAUCCAGACAAAGAGCUGAUACUCGAAAACUUCCAAAUGCCUGAGCAAAACUUUGAUAAGCUAAACUGCUCCUGCUCGUUUGCUCCAGUAGUAGUACAGAGCAAAGUAUCGAAGGCAACCCUGACGGAAAUUUGCAUUCAUGUUUUGAGCCAGGUGGUCAGUUUGGUAGACGAUUUAACUAACCGGAGUCUUCGUGAACGUGCGGCUAACACCGUCACACGAAGCCUCAUCGAUGGAUCACUGGAUGAGAAAACACUAUGUGUAAUGUUCUUCGGCCAGUUUCUGAAACUAUGCACUGUCUUCACAUCGGAUCUGGAACAUCUAGUCUGGGAAGUGCUGUCAGUAGUGGAGAUCUCUCUGGAGCGGUUCAACAGGUGGUUGAGCAGCGAAAUAACUCGAGUCAAAUCGUUGGAGCAAUUCAAGACUGCUUUAGUGGAUUUUUAUGGCAAACUGAACGCAUUGAGAUUCGAUCGUAAUCCAUCAAUUUGGAGGCAAAAAAUGUUCCAAAGUUCGAUGAGGAUACUUAAAAAUUUGAUGGGCAUAAAGAAAGAUGCUGAAGAUCUCAAGCUUAAACUAAUGGAGGAAAUAAUAAAAUUUAUGAAAUCCGUCCAAACUAACUUUGGAAGUGAUAAAGCCUACGAUAUUUACGACGAUGUGAUUGAUUUGUCCUAUCAGUAUCCGGAAAUACUGAGUGUUCUGGAAGUGCCUAUCACCAAUGAAUUAAUCGGUCUCAAAGAGUUGGGAGACAAUUUGACAUUGAAAGAGAGUCACUUUUGGAACAGAGCACUCGAUACUGUAAAUCAGGAAGAAGAACAAAUGAAAAUAUUGCAGAAGAUUUAUCUUCGCCACAAAAUUGUCCACUUGAUGACUAGUGUCAUGUACAAUUACUCAUGUUGGUUGCAGAAGGAAUGCAAUAGGACGCCGCUUCUUCUUGCGUUCGAUUCCAAGUUACAAUCCUUCCUGGAAGCGCUAUUUCAAGAUCUAGUAGACGUUAGUUUUACCACAGAUAUUGUUCUUGUUUUAUUGGAUGUAUGCUUCGACGCGUCCUUGUUGAAAGACUUCGGAACUAUGGAUCUUGAAACUCAAAAACAGUGUUGCUCCUGGUUGUUAAUCCCAUUCUCCAGAGACACCGGUUCCACUAACCGCCUAAAUAUAUCGGAAAAUUUGAAGAAAAAGUUUUUCGAUGCACUUCAGAAUAACUGUGAUGGUACCUUGAUUAAAACAAAAUCGCUCGAUCUGCUAUGCACGUUGCCUCUGACUAACAUCGACAGUUGUGUAGCAGAAGAUUUGAAAACCCACUUCUGGGACAUAAUCACAGGCAUCACGAGUUCAAACGAUGUUUCACAGAAACGUAUGCUUCUCAAUUUUUAUGUCAGUAUUCUACAUUCCUUCAAGUUUCCUCCAACAUGGCUCAUCAAUGAGAUCCUACUGCCAUCUCUUAACAUACCGGAGCUGCAGUCCAUCGCCAUUCAUAAUUUGUUUGAUCAUUUUUGCAUGAAAUCUGGCGCCUUCUCAGUGUUCGAGGUCAGACGCGAUUCAUCAGUGCGGAGGAAACUUCGCUGUUUCCGAUGUAAGCCCAGUAGCAAUGCUCUGGAUAUAACGAGCACACAAACCAGUUCAUCACAGAAGCAGGAGUUAUUCGCCCAGAGUGACGGUAUUCGACUCACCGUUAAACAUUUGGAUGAAUAUGCUGACUUUGAGAUACCAGCCAAUAUACUGGAAUCACUUUAUCAAUCCGAGGACAAUGAUACACGGUUGGAAAUGGUCAAACUAUUGCCCAUUUUGCUGAAGCACAACGCCCACUUAGCGAUCAACGAGCGGAUUGUGCGAGCUUGGAGUAAUCUAAUUACGUGUAAUUCCGGAGAAGUGUCAAUCACAUUUUGCAAAAUAUUUACUAUUUUGAUGGAUUUCGUUGCGGAGUGUCCAUUAGAACCACAGGCAAAGGAUAAAAUCAUCCAAACUGUUCUCGAUAAACUAUUGGAAGCGGUCAAACUAUGUCUGAAACAGUCCGACUACAAUUAUCAAUCGUCUGUGAUGAGCAUGGUUGUGAAAUUUGCAACCUGUGUUGGUGUUAGCGAGGAGCGAUUGAUGCAUCUGUUGCGAAUGCUGUUCUUCUUCCUGAUGCUUCCCAAAUCGGAAGUUUCUCGUGAGGCCACCCUUGCCGCCAGUGAAAUGUGUGCACAUUAUGGCUUUACACCACUGGACAUGCUCAACUGGUAUCGCCACGACAUGAUCAAGCUUAUAAUAACUAUCAGUGCCACGAACUACUGCUGCUAUGAAGUUUCUCUCCAUAAGUCCUUGUAUCAUAUUAGUCGAACAUUCCAAUUCAGCGGACCAGUGAAUUUCGUUACAAAAUAUUACAAAAUUAUUUUGGCAAUGUUACUGCCGUGGUGUGUUAAGCGUCCAAAAUGUGAGGAUUUGCUACAGGAACUGGCAAACAUAAUUCGGAGGGACACGACAUUGCUGCUUUCCAAUUCCUUUCUCACCGUCUAUCCGUACUUGUUCAUCAACGAGUCAGCUAGCAUUACCAAUCAGUGCAUUGACUACAUCAUGAAAAACACUGGCAACACUUUGGUACAUCUUUUACAUUCUGAUAUAAAAAAAACGGUUGCCGAAAUUUUAAUAUUCUAUCACAUCAACGCCGAGUGUGUGCUCCAUGCGUUCCGGAGUCUGUUGGCCAAAGAAGACAAUGCAGAGGAGAUCACCACAGCUCAAAUGGCAGAAUACAUUUUCAGUCGAUUUUUAGGUGUGCUUGCGUUCUUUGAAGCUACGCUCAUCAACCCGGAGACGGAAAAGGCUAUGAAGCGGGAGACAUUACGGAGUUUGGGUGAGAUUAUUCGUCUGCUGGGCGGUCCUCACGUAACACCGUUUCGGUUCAAAAUCAUCGCACUGCUAAAGACGGCCCUUUCAUUCGAGAAAGCAAACUUCAGGAGUGAUUGCAUUAAAGUAUGGCGAAUUUUCAUUUGUACUGUUGAUGUCCAGCAGUUGGGACCACUCCUUAGCACCAUAUUCGUUUCCUUGGUGCAGUUCAUCGAUCAAUUUCCGGAGGACAUAAACUACAUUUUCCAUUAUUUGGUUGUACAGAACAAUAGUCUCUUGAGUCAGCAUAUACCGGAUUUGUUCUUUUUGGACGAAACGGAUGUAAACGAAGAUAUAAAAAGCAUAGUGGCGAAGCACAUCAUGACGGACAAGGGUGUUGAUCGGUUCUCGGUUAAGUUCAGAGAACUGACCAAUCAAAUUAAUCACGAGAAUCUGGCUGUACGAGUGUUCGGAUUGAAAUAUCUCAAACGUCUGUUUGCCAGCAGUCGUAAUCAGGUAAAUGAUGCGAUUAUCGGCAAACUCACCUUCAAUCCGAUGGUGGAAGGUUUAUUGAACAACUUGAUAAAGAGCUGUAGCGAUAUCGACAGUAACUACCGGUUAAGGGCUGCCGAGUGCAUCGGAGAAUUGGGUGCUGUGGCUCCCAGUUACCUUCCUCCAAACUACGCCCCACAAGACAGUUUCGCUCUCAGUAUCCAUUCUGACGCAUUUGCCAGUAUGGCUCUUGCUGAACUUUGUAGAGCUUAUCAGUUUCAGAAAGAUACCAAACUUGUGGAUAGUUUUUCAUUGGCAAUUCAAGAAAUUUUGGUUGAGCGAGGCGUUUCUCCAAACACAAACAAGAAACUUGAAGUGUGGUUUGCCAUACCGGAGCGUCUCAGACCAAUUAUGGAGCCCCUGCUCACUUCCUGCUACACCGGUCUUGCUAUGAGUACUGCCAUUGAAUGUCAUCCGAUCUUUGGAAGUUCGAAAGCUCAGUCCUGUCAAGAAUGGGCCUAUCUAUGGGCUUGCCAGAUGAUCGAACAUCUUGAGAAAGACAACACGCGAAACCUGUUAAAAUCGUUCAAACCGAGCAUUCGCUGCGACAUGAGUACGAUGACACUGUUUCUGCCAUACAUCCUUCUGCACGCCAUUCAAGCUAGUCCUGAGGAAUAUCGGAAAAAGAUGGUCGAAGAACUGCAGUUUUUGUUCAAUGCAAUCAUGAACAACAAUCCCGAAAUUGACAGUCCAGAACAGCAAGAUCAUUAUCUCCGAGGGUUGCGAACACUGCAUUUUAAGGUGGACGAGCACUCGAUGCCUUCAGCGGAAUCCGAAACCAGUAACAUGUCAAACGAGUGUGCAAAGUUUGCCUUCAGUUUGUUAGAUUUUCUGGAAAAAUGGAAGCGUCAAUGGCGAAAGGUUUAUUCACUGGAUAACAGUAAGACCGAUUAUCACAACGUCGACGGAUUUCUCGAAGAAUUCAAUCACAAAAUGCUGGCUGACAUUAAUUAUAAAUGUAACGAGUUUGCACGCUCAUUGAUGUACCUCGAAGCGUACAUUGAGAAUGAUCCGUCAUUCCUUCAAGAAAACUUAUGCUUCUUAGCCAAGUUAUUUACCCACCUAAACGAUCCCGACUCGGUGGAAGGAGUCAUGUGUCUCAAAACUACCGAGCCAACCUUGGCAGAGCAAAUUCUUCUUCACAAUGCCACCGGUCGCCUCCACCAAACCGCAGCCUGUUACGAACGCAUGCUCCAGGUUGGCGACAUGAGUCCGCGAGAUAUUCACAACUUGGUGGAAUGCUAUCUCCGAUUGGAUCAACCGGAAACAGCUCUUCUGCUGUCGGAGAGCCUACUGAACAAAUACUACGAAAGUAACGUUCACACACUGCUGCAGGAAAUCAAAGCAGAACCAUUGUACCGGCUCGGUCGUUUUGAAGAGUUGGAUGAACUGCUGGAGACUCCAACUGUGCAGGGAAGUGAUAGCUGGGGAGUGGUGUGUGGCUCGCUAAUGAUCAGUUAUCGAAAGAACGAACAUGAGCAAUUCGUCCAGAAGCUGGAGCAAGCACGUUUGGCGGUGUUAAAAAUUUUGCGGAACACCGAUUUGAAAAUUAGCGCCUACGAGAAAGGAUACGAACAGGUUCUGAAACUUCACAUGAUAACCGAAUUUGAAAAAUGCGAACAAGUGCUGAACAAUGUACGUUCGAACGGAUUGACACAAUGCCUUGCCGACAUCGAAACUCUUAUAGACAACUUUGAAUCUCGCUUAGAGCUACUACAACCAGCCGCUAACACUGUAGAACCUAUUAUUAAUCUCCGUCGUAUUCUGUUGAACGAAACUAAAAUAAAGAUAAAUGAGUUGCCCACUGAUCCUCAAAACAGCAGCAAGCUGAAAGCGAUUAACGAAACAAUUGAUAGUCACAUUGGCGAAUUAUGGAUGAAAAGUACUGGGCUUGCGUCCAGAGCAAAACUAUUCGAGCAAGCGCAUCUCUACAUACUUCACGCCGAGAGUUACAAGCCCAAGGAACUGUUCAUCAAAAAAGCAAAACUGUUGUGGGAAAAACGAGAAGUGGCAAAUGUAUUCAAAGUACUUGAACGUGGUCUAGCUGAAAUCAUGCUCACAGCCAAAGUGACUGAUCCUAAGCAGUUACCGAAAGAUGACCGAAUGAUUUACGCCAAAGGGAAACUGUUGAUUGCCAUAUACAAUGCCGACUCGUCAAAUGUCUCAACAAGUGUCAAUCAAAGGUGCUUCAAAGAAGCUGUGCUAGCGAAUCCGGAAUCGGAGACAUGUAUGGUGCAUUUGGCUCAAUAUUUGGACAAAUUGUACGCCAACUUUUCAACCGAUGAUCAAGAUUCAACUAAAGGCUGGGAACUUCUGCAAGACGUUAUGACCUACUAUGGCAAAUCCAUGAUGUACGGGUCAACCUACAUUUACCAAUCGAUGCCGAAAGUACUUAGCAUUUGGCUUGAUUUCACAUCCAGGGGUGUUCAGAAUGAGUCAUACAGGAAAAUUUGCUCCAAUAUGAACAAGCUGGCACACCGAUUCAGUGAGACCCUUUCGCCAUACUUCUUCUUCACUGCAUUCUCUCAGCUGAUGAGCCGAGUGGCCCAUCCCUCUGUUGAAGUAUUUCAAGUCCUGAAGUCCAUCAUCGUCAAACUCAUUCUCACCUACCCACAACAGUCCCUUUGGAUGUUACUCAGUGUCUACAAAUCAUCCUACGCGAACCGAGUCAAACGAUGCCACGAAAUAUUCCGUGACAAAAAACUAGCGAAAACGUCCAUGCAGAAAAUGAUCACCGAUUUCAAUGCGCUGGCGGAGAAAUUCAUUGAAUUAACCAACAAGGAUCUAGGUCCAAUGAGAGAAACCAAAGGACAAGUUUCGGACGUGGUUAAAUCGCUCCCCAUACUAUUCGCCGAUGGUUGUCUGACCGACAUAAUGAUGCCCAUCCAGAAGUGUAUGCAGCUGGUGUUAGACCAAAACUCGCCCAGCUUUUCUUCGUACCCAAUGAAUUUGGUGUACAUACGAGGUAUACGAGAAGAGUUCACAAUUCUCCAAUCGUUACAAAAACCUCGAAAAAUAACACUCGUCGGAAGUGAUGGCCGCGAUUACACCAUGAUGAUGAAACCAAAGGACGAUCUGCGCAAGGACUUCCGGUUGAUGGAGUUUAACGCGGUGGUGAAGCAGUACCUCUACAAAGAUCCUGAUGCCAAACAUCGCCGCCUGAACAUUCGAACUUAUGCGGUUCUCCCUUUGAACGAAGAGUGUGGCAUCAUAGAGUGGGUGGACAACUUGAACACAUUCCGCAGCAUUUUGUGCACCUACUACAAGCAACGUGGACUUGGCAUGCCGGCUAAAGAGCUAAGAAAUUACAAUUUCAAACGUCAGGAGUCGCUACAGAAGAAACGAGAUGCAUAUCUUAAUGUGCUGGUACCUCGGCAUCCGUCUGUAUUCGGAGAAUGGUUCCGUGAUCGGUUUUCCAAUCCGCACAACUGGUUUCAAGCUCGGAGUUCUUACAUUCGAACUACGGCUGUGAUAUCGAUCGUUGGCUAUAUUCUUGGACUCGGAGAUCGUCAUGGCGAAAACAUUCUGUUUGAUGCUAAAACCGGCGAUUCAGUUCACGUAGAUUUCAACUGUCUGUUCAACAAAGGUGAAACCUUUGAAGUACCAGAAUUGGUACCUUUUCGCCUUACACAUAACAUGGUCAAAGCAAUGGGGCCACUGGGUGUUGAAGGUCUCUAUCGGAAGUGCUGCGAGAUAACCUUGAGGGUAUUGCAGAAUCAGACUCCAACGCUGAUGUCCGUACUAAAACCAUUCGUGUAUGAUCCACUGGUAUCCUGGAGCAAGAUAACCAAACACGAUGGUACAACAGAGAGAACUGAUCCUCAUGCAAUGAACAACGUCAAACACAUUGAAGAACGACUGAAAGGAUUCGUACGAAUACAUGGCAAAACAUCUCAAAUGCCACUUUCCGUCGAAGGACAGGUGAAUCAUUUGAUUAUUGAGGCUACCAAUCAAGACAAUCUCUGUCAAAUGUACAUCGGAUGGGCGGGAUACAUGUAAGGUAAGCACAUCCGAUGAUGUCAAUCUUGUUAAGUAUUCUAUAUUCAUAUAAUAAUUCUCUGUUUAUUUUUUACAAAAAAA